Molecule: messenger RNA, 5047 nt
Organism: Trichechus manatus latirostris (Florida manatee)
Lineage: Eukaryota; Metazoa; Chordata; Mammalia; Sirenia; Trichechidae
Gene: UBXN2A
Product: UBX domain protein 2A
Exons: 7
Coding region: 253-1029 (258 amino acids)
Biological process (GO): proteasome-mediated ubiquitin-dependent protein catabolic process; autophagosome assembly; membrane fusion
Cellular component (GO): cytosol; nucleus
Molecular function (GO): ubiquitin binding
Source: RefSeq, a predicted model, not a curated record
GAGCCCUCCUCGGCGCGCGCCCGAUCGCUCCACGAAGGAGACAGAGAGAGGAGGGUGCGAUCCCUGCGGCGCAGUGGUGGCUCCCUCUGAGCGUGAGGGGGCACAGGGGCGGCGGAAUUCCGGGUCUGAGGGGCUCCGGCGUACCGGCAGCGGUGGAGCCCGCGGGCUUUGAGGGAAUUGAGGAGGAGGCCGUGAGGCGACACCGCGGCGCGGCCAUCUCCGUCGGCCGCGCCCGGAGUAAGGCAAAAGAGAAUGAAAGAAGCAGAUAAUCUUGACAGUAUAAAAGAAGAAUGGGUUUGUGAAACAGGAUCUGACAACCCACCUGUUAGUGAUAAUAGACAAAGGAAUUGUGAAUAUUUUGUUGAUAGCCUUUUCGAGGAAGCUCAGAAGAUUGGUGCCAAACGCUUGUCACCCACUGAAAAGAAGAAACAGGUAGAUGUAAGUAUAAAAUUAUGGAAAAAUGGAUUCACGGUCAAUGAUGAUUUCAGAAGUUAUUCUGAUGGUGCAAGUCAGCAGUUUCUGAACUCCAUCAAAAAGGGGGAACUACCUUUAGAAUUACAGGGGAUUUUUGAUAAAGAGGAGGUGGAUGUUAAAGUUGAAGAUAAGAAAAAUGAAGUAUUUAUGUCAACGAAGCCUGUGUUCCAGCCCUUCUCGGGACAGGGUCACAGAUUGGGAAGCGCCACGCCAAAAAUUGUUUCUAAAGUAAAGAGUAUUGAAGUUGAGAAUAAAAACAAUCUAUCUGCUGUCCCAUUAAACAACCUGGAACCCAUCACUAACAUACAGAUCUGGUUAGCCAAUGGGAAAAGGAUUGUCCAGAAAUUUAACGUUUCACAUAGGGUAAGCCACAUCAAAGACUUCAUCCAAAAAUACCAAGGAUCUCAGAGAAGUCCUCCCUUUUCUCUGGCAACAGCUCUUCCUUUCCUCAGAUUGCUAGAUGAGACUCUCACUCUGGAAGAAGCCGAUUUACAGAAUGCUGUAAUCAUUCAGAGACUCCAAAGAACAGCCGAGCCUUUUAGAGGACUUUCAUAGCAUUGGUUUUUGAUAGACUAAGUGGAAAAUUUGCAGAGAGAUGAUGGUUGUAAGUGGACAUGCAAACCAAAAUGGGAGAAAAGAAUAGUCAAAUUCACUGGACUUUUGGUUCAGGUACUGUUUAACUUUGAGAUUUUUUUAGUAAGUACAAAUUAGUGAAGUAAAAUAUGACUAGAAACUAUAUUCAGUGUACUUUUUCCAGAAGGCUGCUCAGAGAGAAUAUACUUAUUUUCAAAUACCAAUUAAUCAGUAUAAGGCAUAUUAUAAUAGCUAAUAUGGUAUAAAGUAGCAAAUAUGCUCACAGUCCCUUUCAUUCAAACCAGUGUUCAUUACCUUCCUACUAAAAUGUUAGUUGUCUCAGAUUAAAAAGAUGGCAAUAAAAUAAAAAAUCAUACUUUGUAGGCUAAUUGUUUUAUAACUGAAAUACAAUUAAAAGGCUGAAAGGCACUAUACCUUAACCUCAAAGUGUUCUCAAUUUUCAUUCUUUAAUGGCAAGAUAUACUCAAAUGUUAAUUUGGCAACAGUACCUAAGGUGUAUUUUCAUUUAAAGUUCUUUUCUCUCCAGGAACACCACCAAACCAGUCCAUCCUCUUUCUAUUUUAUUUCUCUUGAAAAUCAGAGCUUUAUUUUUAGCUGACAUUUGAGGUUAGUCAUUCAUUUGCCAGUACUCAUUUAGUAUCUGAUGUCUGUGUUGUCACACUAUUAGUUGAUAUUUUUAGUUGCAUCACUUAAAGUAUGGUUUUUUAUUUCAUACAUCAGAGUCAACCUGUGUGUACGUUAAAGGAUUAUUCAUUACAUUCUGAUGCCACGAAGGAAACCAUGGUUUGUAUCUUAGACUUAACUGAAACCAGUUAGACCUUGAUAUUUCACUGUCAGAUUAAAUUUCUUUGCCUGAAAAUGAUAAGUUUGAGAAGCUUCUUUGUUGGUGGACUUUUGAAUCAGAUUUGCAGUGAAGUAUGUAUUCAGGGUGUCAAGGCACUAAGUGCUGUGCCUACUGCCUGUCAUGUUUAUAGGGCACUGGAUGUAUAUACUGUAAAGCAGCAGUUCUCAAACCUGCUGGUCUCAACACUUUGGCUUAUGUGGGUUAUAUCUAUCAAUGUUAUAUUAGAAAUUAAAACAGUUAAAAAAUAUUCAUUUAAUAACAAUAAGCAUAUUUCACAUUAACAUAAACAACAUUUUUAUGAAAAAAUAGCUGUUUUACAAAACACAAAAAGAAUUAGUGAGAAAAGUAGCAUUGUUUUUUCCGUUUUUGCAAAUGUCAUUAAUGUCUGACUUAAAGAAGACAGAUGGAUUCUCGUAUCUGCUUCUACAUUCAAUCUGUUGCAGUAUCACACAUCAUAUAGCCACAGAAAAUGCCAGUGUACUCUCCUGAGCAAGUGAAAAUAGCAAAUAACUUCUUGGUGUGAAUAUGAAAAUAGUUUGAACCUUACAGACUCCCUGAAAGUGUCUCAGAGACCCUCCAGGGGUCCCCAGAACCAUAGUUUGAGAACCAGUGCUGUAAAACAAUGGUUUGCAGUAGUUCUCAAGCCCAGGGGAAGAGUCACGUGGGAAGCUUUUCAAAAAUCCUCUGCCUGCCACCUACCACACACGUUCUGAUUCAUUAUCUUUGGGAUGAGUCCUACAUCUCUGCAUUUUUAAUCUUAAGUGAUUCUUAAGUAUGUGGUCAAAGAACUACUCUUUGGGAAAUUUUGCACUAAGCUUCCACCUUAACAAAGCCUGCAUCCUUCACCAUGGGCAGUAAAGAUUUUCCACUGAAAUGAGGCUGCUAGACCUCUAAGUUUUGAUUCUCAUCCCCUGCAGUUUGCUCUUAGAGAAGUUGUUCCCCUUUAACCCAGAACUAAUGACAUAAACCUGUUUUAUCUCCUAUCACAGAGACAAGGCUGGGAACGUUUAAAUGAAGUUUUUAUUAAAGGCUCAGGAAUAGCAAAAGGGAAAUAUACAUACAACUAGAUGACCUGGCUUAUAGAGCUGUAUCUUGUGUUCACAGUCCAUUUUAAGAAUGCUUCUUUUCCUAGCUUCCAGCCUUCCGUGUGGCAGGUCCAUCUUUUUAUUGGGAAGGGAGGGAGGACAAAGGAGAGCCUUUCCCUUUUGUGCUUUUCCCUGAGAAAUGAACAGGUACAUAAUAGAAAAUAAGUAUUUAUUGUCAGCAAUGUUUACAGCAAUGUUAGAGCACUACCUAGAGUGAAACACAAAUUAUUGUAUUCUUUUUAAAAAGGGUAAAAUCAGUGAACGUCCAAAUAUAGAAAAUAACAUGAUGAUUGUUAAUAUAUGCACAAGAAUCUUUAAAGUGUUUCAUAGAGGCCUGUAUUAUAAAGCGUUUUAUAAUUUUCAUUUACAUUAUUAUAAUCAAAAUAUGAUUCACCAUGUAUAUCUAUAUAGGGACCUCUCAUUGGGAAUGUUCCAUGUGUGCAUAUAGAAAAGCCUCCUUUGUGGAUUUUCCUGUUACCCACAGUGUAAUCAGAAGAUACAUUGGAGAUUUUCUUGUGUGUACAGGUAGAAUACACCCAGUGAGGGGUCUCACUAGAGAAGAACCUGUCAUCAGCAAUAAUCCUCAUUUUGAAACUGUGAAUAAUAUUCUAAAUAUUAUAAUAAUGUGAAUAAUAUUCUGAAAAGUUUUUUAAAGUUAGAAUCAUUCAUUAAAGCUUUUUGCCUGAAAGUUAAAAAGUUGUAAACCUAGGGAAAAAAAAAUAUACAUAUUUGUUAAUUAAAUGUGUAGAAUACUCAAAUAGGCUGACUUUGGAAAACAAACUGAAAACGUCCUUCCAAGGGAAGGAAGACUUGAAGAUAAGAUUUUAGAUGUGGAUUACCAUUUGACCUAAACAGUUGUUUCCAAACUGUCAUCUGUUUCCUGAAAACUGUUGCUAAGGCUAAUAUACAGAAAUGCAGAUUCCAGUUUACUGGUUAAAUUACUAUGCAUUUAUCCAGAUUAGAAAAAUGAUCUUAUUUAUGUUAUAUACUUCUCAUUCAAUAUGCUUUUCAUUACUUUUCAGUGUGUUGAAAAUAUGUGUGCAUUGAUUUCAGUGCCUUAAAGUCUUUUGAAAGCAAUCUUUUGCUAAUGGUUAAAGAUCUGUUUUCUUAAGGGUGUAAUACUGUUCAUUAAAAGGAUCUGUGAAAUAAUAUACACGUGUUUGUUAUAAGAUACCUACGUAAAGUGGCAUUUGUCAUUUUUACUUGGCAGUCAUUCAGUUUGAGAAUCAACAGACAUUUAUUAGGUGCCUUCUGUGUGUCUUCGUGGCAUAGUGGUUAAGAGCUCGGCUGCUAACCAAAAGGUCGGCAGUUGGAAUCCACCAGCUGCUCCUUGGAAACUCUAUGGGGCAGUUCUACUCCAUCCUAUAGGGUCGCUAUGAGUCAGAAUCGACUUGAUGGCAAUGGGGUGGGGUGGGUUCUGUGUGUCAGAUACUUUAACCAAUGUUACUUUCAUUAAAUACUCAGAAAUGUACAAAUAGUAUUUUUAAUAGUACCUUAAUGAUUCUAUUUAUUUUUUAAACCAUUCUUGGUGUCCUGAGUUGGACUAACAUGACGACUCCUGGUAGGGUUUACUUCUUUGUUCUUUCCCUUUUUAAGUACAAACCAUUUAAUUAAAAAAUUGCUGAUCAUACCAAAUCCUCAGACAACAGUGGCUCAUUUAGUAGAGAUGAAUAUUUGAAUCUUUGUUAUUUGUUUUAAAUGUUUUUUUUGUACAAGUAAUUCAUAUUCAUUUUAGAAAAUUAUAAAAUAUAUGCUAAAAUGUUUUUUAAAUUACCUAUUCCACCAUCAAAGAUAAGCCCUGUUAACAUUUUGGUGUACAUCCUUUCAGGUUCUUUUAGUGUCUCAGUCUUUAGUUUUGUUUUAAUCAAAAGACAGCCUUCUUGGUUAUAGUAAUACUAUUUCAUCUAGUGAGAUUUAACUUAUUUGUCUUUUCUUAUUAGAAAUUAAAUUAGGAACGUAACAUCAUUAUACUAAAAUAAUAACUGUUAGGAACAAAUUCUUUUUAUUUUAAUUACCUUUCUGCGCAAAAAAAAAAAAAAAAAAAUUUUUU